AUGGUCUCCUUGAAAGCGCUUCUGGUGCUUACUAUUGUGAUAAUCAGUGCUAUUUAUGCAAUUCCUAUUGAUAACGGUGUAGAAGGUGAACCGGAAAUUGAAUGUGGCCCAACGUCUAUAACUGUUAAUUUCAAUACACGAAAUCCUUUUGAAGGACACGUUUACGCUAAAGGCUUGUAUGAAAAUCAAGAAUGUCGGAACGAUGAAGGUGGUCGUCAGUUAGCUGGCAUAUCAUUACCAUUUGAUUCCUGCAAUGUUGCCAGAACUCGUUCUUUAAAUCCACGUGGAAUUUUCGUAACAGCAGUGGUCGUGAUCACAUUUCAUCCACAAUUUAUUACAAAAAUUGAUCGAGCAUAUAGACUACAAUGCUUCUACAUGGAAGCUGAUAAAACAGUCAGCACUCAAAUUGAAGUUUCCGAGAUGACAACUGCCUUUGCCACUCAACUAGUGCCAAUGCCUAUUUGUCGAUACGAAAUACUUGAAGGUGGUCCAUCAGGGCAGCCAAUUCAUUAUGCCACCAUUGGUCAGCCAGUGUAUCAUAAAUGGACUUGUGACUCUGAAACUGUUGAUACAUUCUGCGCGAUAGUGCAUUCCUGUUACGUCGAUGACGGAAACGGAGAUCGUGUAAAUUUAAUUAAUGAACAAGGUUGUGCCCUUGAUAAAUAUCUCCUGAACAAUUUGGAGUAUCCUACAGAUUUGAUGGCUGGUCAAGAAGCGCAUGUUUACAAGUAUGCAGAUAGAUCUCAGCUCUUUUAUCAGUGUCAAAUUUCAAUCACAAUUAAAGAGCCGAAUGUCGAAUGUGCUCGACCUGAAUGUACUGAACCUCAAGGAUUUGGUGCUACGCAAGCUCAAACCAUCCAACGGUUACUUCGUAAACGACGUGACACAAAUUUACGUUUUGACACUACAAAUACGUUAGACGUGAGAGCCGAAAUGAAUGCUUUAGAUAUUAUGGACGAACAGGACAAUGGUAAUACGGUUGAGAAAUUGAACGUACAACACAAUAAUUUUGUUGAAACAUCACCUGUUCAUUUGGCUCAUAAUCAUGGUGCUUUAUGUUUUUCCAAUGGUACAUUUUCCGCUGUAGUUGCUAUUUGUGGAGCAUUUUUCUGCGCCCUUCUUGUCAUCAUAUCAUUUUUCUUUAGAGCAAAACAAGCUAAAUCAUGA
This is a messenger RNA of Thelazia callipaeda (thelaziosis nematode), 1167 nucleotides long. The record is from the annotation of a GenBank genome assembly. NCBI's taxonomy places the organism in Eukaryota, Metazoa, Nematoda, Chromadorea, Rhabditida, Thelaziidae.